Messenger RNA from Notechis scutatus (mainland tiger snake), 983 nucleotides. The record is from RefSeq and is a predicted model, not a curated record. Lineage: Eukaryota; Metazoa; Chordata; Lepidosauria; Squamata; Elapidae.
AUGGGGAAGAUGAUGGAGCAGGGCCCCGUGCUGAUCGUCACCUUCCAGGCUCAGCUGGUGAUGGUGAUGAAGAACCAGAAAGGAGAGGUGGUGGAAGGAGAUCCGGAGAAAGUCCUGCGGAUGUUGUACGUCUGGGCCCUCUGCAGGGAUCCCGAAGAGCUGAACCCCUACGCCGCCUGGCGCCUGCUGGACAUUUCCGCUUCCAGCACUGAGCAGAUCCUAUGAGUCGGCCCAGGGGGUGGGGGAGCUCGACAGCGAUCCUGCAGAGUGCCCCACCCCCCUGUCCUGCGCAGAGUCCAGCACGAGGGACCCCAGCGGGGCUGGGCCAGGGGUGCUGGUUCGGAUGUAGAUGCUGGGAGACCCUCCCCCUGUACCCUCUUUUUCUGGUCUUCAGACUUGGAACUUGCUAGCAUCCGGGCACGAUGCGGGGCAGCGCUGACCCCCCCGCCCCCUUGCCCUCACGGAUGUCUGGGUCUCCCAGGACGGACACCGGCCUGCGCUUUGCCAAAGUUAUGCCUGUUCCGAAACUCGCUGCCCCUUCAUCCUCGCGCCGAAGAGGCUUCCGGAAGGCUCCUUGCAGCGGAUUCAUCAGGCUGAGCUGGACGCGGGGGGGGGGGCUGCCAGGGGGGGCAGGGAGACGACCCACACACACAUACGCGGGAGAGGAAAACGGGGUGGAGAGAGAGAGGGAGGGUCUUGAGGCGCAGAAGGCCGGCAGAAGGUGGUUGGUCUUCCUUCCAGGAGCUAUUUCCUCACAAGGUUGGCAGGCUCAGGGUGGAAUCUGGGGUCUUUGGUACCCCCUUUUUUGCAGCCCUGGCCGGGCUUGGAAUUGGCUUAGCACCCUUGACGGGGUGCUGGGCGGGGGGGGGGGGGGGGGGGAAAUGGCCCCCUCCCCAUAAGAGUCUCCCAUGCCCCCUCUGUAAAUUAAAAAAAAAGAUACGGCCCACCCUACAUGUGUACAUAUCUGUUUUGACCCAGCUCCG